ACGGUAGCACGCGGAUGAUAAACACAGGUCAUGGCUCAGACAGCAGGACGGAGGUAUAUUAAAGCAUUCGUGAGUGGAUUCUUCGUAGCAGUUCCUGUAACGGUCACGGUGUUGGAUCGGCUUGCUUAUGUGGCGCGGGUGGAAGGCGCCUCCAUGCAGCCCUCUCUAAACCCAGACGGAGUCUCAUCGUCUGACGUCGUGCUUCUCAACCGUUGGAGUGUGAGGAAAUACCAGGUGCAGCGUGGGGAUAUCGUAUCAGUCGUGACUCCCAAGAACCCAAAACAGAAGAUCAUUAAGCGGGUCAUCGCUCUUGAGGGAGACUUCAUCAAGACUUUGGGAUAUAAGAACCGUUACCUGAGGGUUCCAGAUGGACACUUGUGGAUCGAGGGUGAUCAUCAUGGUAAUAGCUUUGACAGCAAUACUUUUGGCCCAGUCUCUCUUGGGCUCCUGCAUGGCAGAGCUUCUCACAUCAUCUGGCCACCGAACCGGUGGCAGAGGAUCAAACCAUCUGUUCCUCCCAACCGCGAACCUCUUCUCAACUGGGGAGGCUCAUCAGAAGAUGAAGAAAAAUGAUUUUUUAUUUCAUACACAAUCAGAAUGUUUAUAUGCAGGACCAUGAUAUAGACUGGAUUAUGUGUUCAUUGAAAAUGAAGUCGUGGUUAUUGAAUAGUCCAAAAAAUUUGA
Trichomycterus rosablanca is the source of this 684-nucleotide messenger RNA. It is a transcript of the gene immp2l, whose product is annotated as inner mitochondrial membrane peptidase subunit 2. Bases 31 to 573 code for a protein of 180 amino acids. NCBI's taxonomy places the organism in Eukaryota, Metazoa, Chordata, Actinopteri, Siluriformes, Trichomycteridae. The record is from RefSeq and is a predicted model, not a curated record. Gene Ontology annotation, molecular function: serine-type endopeptidase activity. Gene Ontology annotation, cellular component: membrane; mitochondrial inner membrane peptidase complex. The transcript is spliced from 6 exons.